AUGGAGUCUUACGCGGUGCAUUUGGCCAUGGCGGCUCUGGUAGGGGCUUCGCUGGUCGCGGUCUCGGCUUACUAUAUGCACCGGAAAACCCUAACUCAGCUGCUGGAGUUCGCGAAGACGGUGGAGAGGGAGCGGGACGAGAACUCCGACGGCGGCGACGCCGACUCGCCGCAGCAGAUGAGGAAGCGUAGGGGACAACGGCGCAAGGGCGGCGGUUAUUACCGGCGCGGCUCGGGGUCGUUGCCGGACGUUACGGCGAUUUCCGGCGGGGUUGACGGUAACGGAAUGGUGGACGGUAUUCCGGCUGGGUUGCCGAGGCUGCACACGCUUCCGGAAGGAAAAUCUGCUGACCAUGUGGGUUCAACUAAGAGGACUGCUAUCCGAGCUGUUUCUCCAAAGUCUCCAGUUGCAAGUGCUAGUGCCUUUGAGAGUGUUGAAGGUUCAGAUGAUGAAGAUAAUUUGACUGACAAUGCCAAAGUAUAUCAUGCUAAUGGCAAUGCGGGGCCUGAUUUACCAAACCAUGUUACUACCAAUGGAGAGCAAAUUGCUAUAGCUGCUUCAAGUAUGAUUAGGUCACAUUCUGUAUCUGGUGAUCUGCAUGGUGUCCAGCCUGAUCCAAUUGCAGCUGACAUUCUAAGGAAAGAGCCUGAGCAAGAAACUUUUGCGCGACUUCAAAUUACUCCCACUGAAUUACCAUCAUCUGAUGAAGUAGAGGUCUAUGUGGUUCUUCAAGAAUGUCUUGAACUGCGAAAGAGAUAUUUAUUCAGUGAGGCAGUUGCUCCGUGGGAGAGAGAAGUUAUAUCUGAUCCCAGUACCCCAAAGCCUAACCCAGAACCAUUUUUCUACACUUCUGAGGGAAAGUCUGAUCAUCAUUUUGAGAUGCAAGAUGGAGUAAUUCACGUGUAUCCAAAUAAAGAUUCAAAAGAAGAGCUUUAUCCUGUUGCUGAUGCAACUACCUUUUUCACUGACCUUCAUCACAUACUUCGAGUUAUAGCAGCAGGGAAUAUAAGAACUUUAUGCCAUCAUCGGUUGAAUCUUCUGGAACAAAAAUUCAAUCUUCACUUAAUGCUUAAUGCGGAUAAGGAAUUUCUGGCCCAAAAAAGUGCCCCACAUCGUGAUUUUUAUAAUGUUAGGAAAGUUGAUACCCAUGUUCAUCACUCGGCAUGCAUGAACCAGAAGCAUCUUUUGAGGUUUAUAAAGUCAAAGUUGAGGAAGGAGCCUGACGAGGUUGUAAUAUUUCGAGAUGGAACCUAUUUGACCUUAAGAGAAGUUUUUGAGAGUCUGGAUUUGAAUGGGUAUGACCUGAAUGUGGACCUUUUGGAUGUUCAUGCAGAUAAAAGCACAUUUCAUCGUUUUGAUAAGUUCAAUCUGAAGUACAACCCCUGUGGUCAAAGUAGGCUCAGGGAGAUUUUCCUUAAGCAGGAUAAUCUUAUCCAAGGCCGUUUCCUUGCUGAGCUGACAAAGCAAGUGUUCUCUGAUCUUUCUGCCAGUAAAUAUCAGAUGGCUGAGUACAGAAUAUCAAUAUAUGGCAGGAAGCAAAGUGAGUGGGACCAAAUGGCUAGUUGGAUAGUGAACAAUGAAUUGUACAGUGAGAAUGUUGUAUGGUUGAUACAGCUGCCACGGCUGUACAAUAUAUACAAGGAAAUGGGGAUAGUCACAUCAUUUCAGAAUAUUCUUGACAAUAUAUUCAUACCACUGUUUGAGGUUACCGUAGAUCCAGAUUCCCACCCGCAGUUGCAUGUUUUUCUGAAACAGGUUGUUGGGUUGGAUUUGGUUGAUGAUGAAAGCAAACCUGAAAGACGGCCCACAAAACACAUGCCAACUCCAGCACAAUGGACAAAUGUUUUCAAUCCUGCAUUUUCAUACUACGUGUACUAUUGUUAUGCUAAUCUCUACACAUUAAACAAGCUUCGCGAAUCGAAGGGCAUGACAACCAUCAAAUUCCGUCCACAUUCUGGGGAGGCUGGGGACAUUGACCACCUUGCUGCAACGUUUCUUACUGCAACUAACAUUGCACACGGAAUCAAUUUGAGAAAGUCUCCUGUGCUUCAAUAUCUGUAUUAUCUAGCUCAGAUUGGUCUGGCUAUGUCACCCCUGAGUAACAAUUCACUGUUCUUGGACUACCAUCGCAACCCUUUUCCUGUAUUUUUCUUACGGGGUCUUAACGUGUCUCUCUCUACUGAUGAUCCUCUUCAAAUCCACUUAACGAAAGAACCCUUGGUAGAAGAAUAUAGUAUAGCUGCUUCUGUAUGGAAAUUGAGUUCAUGCGAUCUAUGUGAAAUUGCCCGUAAUUCAGUUUACCAGUCAGGUUUCUCACAUGCGUUGAAGUCACACUGGAUUGGGAGAGAGUACUACAAGAGAGGUCCAGAUGGAAAUGAUAUCCACAAAACAAAUGUUCCCCAUAUCCGGGUGGAAUUCCGUGAAACGAUCUGGAGGGAGGAGAUGAAACAAGUUUAUCUUGGCAAGGCUAGAAUCCCCAGAGAAGUUGACAGAUAAGGAGGUCCCAAGGGGUGUGAAACGUUGAUACUGCACCGGAAUAGUUACUGUAGAUGUAAAAUUCUAAUCAUUGGGAUAUUGUAUUUUCUACUUGAAAGUUUCGCAAACUUGAAAUGAAUUGCAUCCUUCACUCUUUAUAGGUGAGGAAUUUUCUGCUCAUGCCUAUACAUCCAUGCAAGCUGAGAAUUGGCUUGGCAAAAGGCGGAGUCUAAGAAUGAGAGGCGCGUGUAUGAUACUGCAUGUCAAGAUUACGAACUCUGCACUGUCUCGGACAGUGUCAAGAUCACAAAUAGGGUCAAGACGCCGAUAGGCUUCAAAAAAUUAGUAGUGGUUUUACAUGUAGUGUUAGUUCAAAUUUUAGACUACUGUACGUCUGUACA
Messenger RNA from Fragaria vesca subsp. vesca, 2876 nucleotides. RefSeq names its product AMP deaminase-like. The transcript has 19 exons. NCBI's taxonomy places the organism in Eukaryota, Viridiplantae, Streptophyta, Magnoliopsida, Rosales, Rosaceae. Gene Ontology annotation, cellular component: cytosol. The coding region runs from base 1 to 2496 and encodes 831 amino acids. The record is from RefSeq and is a predicted model, not a curated record. Gene Ontology annotation, biological process: AMP metabolic process; IMP salvage. Gene Ontology annotation, molecular function: AMP deaminase activity.